AUGGCUGACCACGACACAUUAAUCAGCAACUUCUGUGAGUUGACGGGCGCAGCACCGCACAAGGCCAACCAGUAUCUCAGCGCCAGCAGUUGGGACAUUGACUCCGCCGUAACUUCCUACUAUGCCGACAUGGAAGAGGGCGAGCAAGCUCCCCGGGAUGAGUACACCGGUCCCAGAACGUUGGACGGGCGUCCCGCACCUGGAGCCGCCUCUGCUUCGUCCUCGUCGAGAGCCAAGAAACCGCAAAAGCGCACUGGUAUGGCCACGUUAAGCGAUCUAGGCAUCGGCGGUCACGACGACUCAGAUGACGACGAUGAUUAUGAAGACGACGAUGACGAGCGGCGCGGGCCUAGGGAUCUCUUCGCAGGCGGAGAGAAGAGUGGCCUAGCUGUCCAAGAUCCCGCUCAGCGCUCGUCUGAUCCGCGGAGGCUGAUCAAUGACAUCGUCGCCAAGGCUCGGUCGAAUGCUCGGGAGCCUAACGAAGAGUCCGCCGGUCCUUCAACAAGAUCCCGAUUCCGGGGCACCGGCCACACACUUGGCGGCGAGGGUGUAGAGAGCCGUGAGAUCCCCGACCCCCGCGGCAGCGCCAUUCCGACCACCACGACCGACGGCCCCGUACAGGAGCGAAUCUUGCACAUCUGGAACGACGGUUUUAGCAUCGACGACGGGGAAUUGCGGCGAUUCGAUGAUCCGCAGAACCGGGCCGAUCUACAAAUGAUUAGAGAAGGACGGGCGCCGAUCCACCUCAUGAACGUGCGGCUCGACCAGCGUGUUGACGUCAAGCUCCAGCAACACAACGAGAACUACCGGCCCCUGCCUAAGGUGUAUCGCCCCUUCAGCGGCGAAGGCCGGCGCUUGGGAAGCCCUGUUCCGGGCGCAUCCACGGCACCGCCGCCGCGUCCUAUCGCGACGACCACCACCACAAGCCAGGCCGUGGCGACGGGUGUGGACGAGUCGCAGCCGACGCUGAUGCUCCGUAUUCAGCUUCCCGACGGUACUCGACUGCCCGCGCGGUUCAACACGAACCAGACGGUUGGCGAUGUCUACGAGUUCAUAGAGCGUUCCUCGCCUUCCCUCAACAGCCGUCAGUGGGUCCUAUCCACCACCUUCCCGAACAAGGAGCACGAAGAGAAGGGUUUGGUCCUGGGCGAGAUGCCCGAGUUUAAGAAGGGUGGCACUGCCGUUGUAAAGUGGAAAUAG
Parathielavia appendiculata is the source of this 1200-nucleotide messenger RNA. Its product is annotated as SEP-domain-containing protein. Lineage: Eukaryota; Fungi; Ascomycota; Sordariomycetes; Sordariales; Chaetomiaceae. The record is from RefSeq and is a predicted model, not a curated record. Gene Ontology annotation, biological process: proteasome-mediated ubiquitin-dependent protein catabolic process; autophagosome assembly; nuclear membrane reassembly. Gene Ontology annotation, molecular function: ubiquitin binding. The transcript is spliced from 3 exons. The coding region runs from base 1 to 1200 and encodes 399 amino acids. Gene Ontology annotation, cellular component: cytosol; nucleus.